Saimiri boliviensis boliviensis (Bolivian squirrel monkey) is the source of this 4221-nucleotide messenger RNA. NCBI's taxonomy places the organism in Eukaryota, Metazoa, Chordata, Mammalia, Primates, Cebidae. The record is from RefSeq and is a predicted model, not a curated record.
UCUUGUGGUUCUUUUUAGGUAUCCAGUAGGAAAAGCACUCUCCAGUGUUCAUCUGUGGAACUGGAUGGUUCCUACUUGAGUGUAGCCAGACCACAAACCUGCUAUCAAACCAAGCAAAGACCUAAGUCUGCAAUCCAGGAUUCAGCUUCAGAAUCCCUUAUAGGGUUUAGGAAUAAUUCUUUGAAACCAGUAACUCUUCGUCAUCCCAAAGAUGAUCUAGAGAAGAUACCAUCAGAGACCAGAACAUGUAAUUAUGAAUCUCCAGGGAGAAAACCAGUAGAAGCAGUCCUGACAGAGAAAAUGCCCCAAGAAGAAUUGCAGAGAAAGGAAUGUCGACACCUUAAGCCUAUUCCUAGUCAGUGCUGUGGUCACAGACUUGCUGCAGAUCGUGUUCAUGAGAGCCACCCUACAAACACGGCCCCUCAAUAUCCUAAGACACAUCCAGAAUCAUGCAGUUAUUGUGGGCUUUCUUGGGCAUCUCUGGUGCAUGGCGAAGGGGUGCUGCAACCCAAUGAAACUUUGAAAAAGCAGAUCUCAGAAGAGAGAAGGCAGCAACUGAUGCUUCAAAAAAUGGAGCUAGAAAUUGAAAAGGAGCGCCUUCAGCACCUCCUGGCCCAGCAGGAGACAAAGCUUCUUCUAAAACAGCAGCAGCUUCACCAGUCUCGACUGGAUUACAAUUGGUUAAGAACUCAGGCUGUGUUUAAGUCAAGAGAACUGGUUCCUGAAAAAGAGCUUACUAAACCCCAAGAACUCAAACUGGAUAUGAAUGGCAGUGACUCUGGACCAAGUUUAUUAAAGUCAGACUACGAUGGCUGGCUGCUUGGAACGUCAUCAUCUGUUAAAAAGUACCAAGACUCCCCAAACAGUGGAGAGAAUAGGAAGGAGAAGAAGACAGUUGGGUUUCAUUCACAUAUGAAAGAUGAUGCCCAGUGGUCAUGUCAAAAGAAAGAUACAUACAGACCCCAAAGAGGGACAGCAACAGGAGUUAGAAAAGAUGCGUCCACAUCUCCCAUGCCAACAGGAAGCCCAAAGGAUCUUGUCACCACAGCCUCACCAUCAUUACAGCACACCACCUCCCGGUAUGAGACAUCUUUGUUGGAUUUGGUUCAGUCUCUGAGCCCAAACUCUGCUCCCAAACCUCAGCGCUAUCCCUCCAGAGAAGCUGGGUCCUGGAAUCACGGUACUUUCCAACUCAGUCCUCCAAAAUUGACCCGGAAGAAGAUGGGGAUGCACAGGACCCCUGAAGAGCUGGAGGAGAAUCAAAUUCUGGAAGAUAUAUUUUUUAUUUGACAUACUGCAAAACUUUCCUAGGAAAUUUUUGGGUUUCCUCUCAUACUGAUCUAGGAUUUUAAAUUAUUUCAUUGCAAAGUAAUUGUGUCUCUCCUUUCACAAGGACCUGUAUCACUCGCAUCCUGUUAUGUAUUGAAUAUAGAAAUCAUUCUAACAACCCAGGGUGUUUUCAGUCAGACCGGGCAUUCGAUAACACCCUAAGGGGGUAGGAAUGGAAGAUGGUAUCUUUUUUAUGCUAAACAGAGAUUAGAAAAUUAACAUAGGAUACUUUCUGCGUGGUGGAAACCAUUGCAUAUUCAGCCUCAUUUCAAGAGUGUGUCCUUCUCAAACUUCUGCUAGAAAAGGCUGGUUCACUUUUAUAUACAAGAAAAACCUUUCCACUGAAAGAUCCCUCUAAUUUAAAAGUAACCCCUUUGAAACAUAAGCAGUUUCAGAAAGACAGACCCUCUCACCUUUCUCAUCCAAUUCUCUCACAGCUAUGUCUCUAAGUGGUCCUUUAAUUCUGAAGUUGGAGUUGGUGCCCUUGCCAUCACAAACAACACUGAGGGCCAACUGUGAGUCCGUCUCAGUAGCCAUCAGCCUGGUGGCUGCUCAUUCCAUAACCAAAGAGCUCAGUGAGCUAGAGGGUGAGACCCAGCCAAUCCUUGGGAGCAGGCAGCACGAAACCAUGUCAGGGACUGAUUGCCCUGGGGAUAUUCAGUGGAGGCACAAGCCUGAAGCACUUUUCCUACCGAUGUUCAGGUGACCACCCCUCCGAUAUCCCAGAAUGAAUAAGAGCAAUCUCUAGGUAUUUUUUUAUUGAUCCAAGUAUUCAGUUUAUUCACCCUCCAUCACAUGUACUCCUGUGAACUUCCCAAAGUUGUGUCUGGAGAAAAUACCACUAGAGAGAGAAUGACACUAGUUGCUGCAAGCUGAUGGGCUUCCUCUGGCCCUCCCUUUUCCUCCAUGGGGAUUAAAGAAUACAAGUUGACCAGGCCUUGCAGGUGCUCUGCUCAUGGUCCCAAAGAACCAUCUCUACUUCCCAGAGCAUUUUCCACCACCCAAGCAGGAUCUCCCUGCUUUUUCUCACUGGGCCUCGCUUUGACCCAGAGAAAACCUGUGCAAGUUACGCAGUGCAGACCUCAUCCUCUCUGCUGUCUUUUCUCCCGCAGAGCUCUUGAGAUGGGUCCUUCAGCUUGCAGUGGGCUCUAGUAGCCUCUUGAGCUAAUGGGGAUGAUGACCCUGGUUUAACCAGAGUUCAAAACUCUCCAGUCAUUGAAAGCAAGGGGAGGGUAUGCCAGGGCAGCCUGCAUGCAGUGAGCCUGCAUGGCUUCUCUGAAUUAUUGUUUUAAUUGAAACUAAAUUAUUUCAAUCUAGAAAAGCCUUGUUGAGCAGCCUCCUUGUCCAGAUAGAUCGAAGCUCGUGUCUCUUCAGGCUGAACCUGGCCCUGUUGCCUCCACCCAGCCUUCUUUCACUUGGAUUUUUUUAUUCUUUGGAAGAUAAAAGAAUGGAGCCCACCAAUAUUCCAUUUUUCUUCUGAAAUAAAUAGAAGGUCAGGACUAACUAGUUGUAGUCAUUUCCUUAAAAAGUUGGAAGAUCAUUACAGAUUAAAAUUUCCUUGUAAAGUUCACUUCUGAGAGUAAUCAAAUCAGUUUUGUCCCAUACCAAAAAGCCUUUGGAGUAUGGUGCUUUCUGUGGUAUGGCAGAAAUGGGUGGAUGGCAAACUGAGCUCUCAGCCGUUUUUAGGUUGCCAGAACUUGCUUUUCCCUGCCCGCUGUGUCAUGACCAGCUUACGUGCACCUGACUCCCAUAGACUAACCAUGCCCACAGUCACCCAUUCCAGACUCCAGUGUCCUUAAAACUCUCUGGAGUGAGAGGAUGCCAGAGGAUCAAAGAAAGGUCACAGAAUAAUUGUAAACAGAAUCUGAAACUAAAGGCUUUUGGGGGUCACAGCCAUAGAGUAGAGUUUAAUUGUUUCUUUGCCUCUCCAUGAAUGGCCAAUUUGGAAAAGCAAAGAUGGACUUUCAGCAGAGCAUCAGUCAACACAUUUUUCACAUGCCAAACCCAUCACCAGUUGCCUUUUUUUCAUUUGUGGACAUUUUGUUGGUGUUGGUGCAAGGGCACUAGGAUAUAAAUUUAUGUAUAAUCUAAUGUCUUCAUUAUUAAUUGAACAGUACGUGCUAACAUUUUAACCUGUUUAGAUAUACUUUGAAAUAUAUACAUAUAUAUGAAUGAAAGGGUUGUUGCAGAGCCUCCAAGCUAUUGCAGACUAUCCCAAGAGAAAGGAGCUGGCACAGAGGAAUCUGCCUUUCCUCCCUGUCAAUCUCCCGCCCUUUACUGGUUGGAAUUUGCCUUUAGACACUUUUCGUCUAGCCUUUAGACACUUUCCCAAAGCAAGACUGGACGCAUACUGAGGGGGCUGCGGAUAGUGCCACGGCAUUGCCCGCCCUGCUGCCCACCUCCUGUGAGAGAAAAGCCAAUCAAUGUUUACAAGAUGGAAAAGGACACAGCAUGUCCUUUGAACUCCCUAAGUAAGGCCUGCAGUGCUUGACUUAGAGAACCAGAGUUAAUCACAGAAAAGCUUUUGCUGGCAGUCCCCUUCCCGGAGGCACACUUGUGUUUGUCCAAACCUGAUCCCCAUGAUGGGGACUUUUCUAGAGCACCCCAAAUGGCAUGGGGAAGGAAGGACUCUUUCUCCUCCCUCAGAGCCACUCUUCACUUGGCCCUGCUUCUGGCACCAAGUUCAUAAUAGAGAACUGCUGGCCAGAGAAUCAGGGGAGGAGAGAGGUCUGAUGGAGCAGAGCUGCACGAAGUCUGCUAAGAGCAAUGGAGACUGGCGGACUCCUAGCUCACAGUUUAUCCUCAGCUCAGAGUGUAUUUUGAAUGUGGGCAAAUGUUUAUGUACGUAUGAGAUUUUAAGUUAAUAAAUCAUCUCUAUGGCUAUUUUCCCCA